AAAAGCAGCGACCUCUCAGCACUCCCCACAGCACAGGGAGUUCGCAGCUCGCGGCGUCCGGGACUGAACCGCCGAGAGCUCGAAUGAAACCGCCUGGGGCUGAGCGGAGGGCCGACGCCCGCCAAGUAAGGACUACAACUCCUGUCAGACUUCACCCGAGUUUAGGGGUUCUCUACACUUUAUCAUCCGCGUAUCCCUCAGUGGCUCCGCCCCUCCGGGGGCGCUCUUUUUUCCCUUGGCGGUCCUGAGCGUGGCUGCGCCCCCGUCACCGGAAGAAUCCGUGUGACGUCACGAGUGUCUACGUGUGGCGCGGGGGAGGGAGUUAGCGGACGGUCCCUGGCUCGGUUCUGGAGGCCCCGGGACCGCGGAAGAGGCUCCAGAGGGUGGCCGCGAUGCCUCGCCCGCGGCGGGUCAGUCAGCUCCUGGAUCUAUGCCUUUGGUGCUUCAUGAAGAAUAUUUCCAGAUAUAUCACAGACAUUAAGCCUUUGCCUCCCAACAUAAAAGAUAGACUGAUCAAAAUAAUGAGCAUGCAGGGGCGGAUAACAGAUUCAAAUAUAAGUGAGAUUUUACAUCCUGAAGUUCAAACUCUAGAUCUACAGAGCUGUGAUAUUUCAGAUACUGCUCUCCUGCACCUGUGUAACUGCAGAAAACUGAAGAAAUUAAAUUUAAAUUCCUCAAAAGAAGACAGAAUUUCUAUAACUUCAGAAGGAAUAAAAGCUGUGGCUUCAUCUUGUUUAUACCUGCAUGAAGCUUUUUUGAAAAGAUGCUGCAAUCUCACUGAUGAAGGAGUCCUUGCUCUUGCACUCAAUUGCCGGCUGCUAAAGGUCAUUGAUUUAGGUGGCUGCUUAGGUAUUACUGAUGUGUCCCUACAUGCAUUAGGAGAAAACUGCCUAUUUUUGCAGUGUGUUGACUUUUCAGCUACUCAGGUAUCUGACAGUGGUGUGAUUGCACUUGUUAGUGGGCCUUGUUCCAAGAAAUUAGAGCAGAUUCACAUGGGACAUUGUGUGAAUCUGACUGAUGAGGCUGUGGAAGCUGUCCUUACUUGCUGCCCUCAGAUAUGUAUAUUCCUCUUCCAUGGAUGCCCCCUGAUAACAGAUCAUUCAAGAGAAGUCUUGGAGCAAUUAGUAGGCCCAAACAAACUAAAGCAAGUGACCUGGACUGUUUAUUAAUGCUUAUUGAAGCUUAUCAAACUGGAUCUUCAUACUGCUUCCACAGGAAACAACAGUCUAUAGAGAUUGGCAUUCCAUUUAAUUUAACACUAUCCUAUUAUUGUCUUAUUUCAAGUUAUAACUCUCAGCUAACCAGCUAAAUCCCAGUAUAUACAUGGUUUGUGCUUUGACGUUAACCAGACUCUUAGACCUUUUAAUAGUGCUGUUAUUCUGUAUUUGUUUAAUAAGUCAUUGUUUUUUACAUGGUAAUCCUAGCAUGACUUCUGAUCUGUUGGGGAGGUGGGUUGUGUUUUGUUUCUUAAAUAACAAAGUUUUAAAUUAUCUGUGUUCCCUGAAGAUUUCCUUCUACUUCCUAGCUAUUUGAGCUGUUAAAAGAGAAAUUUACCAAUAUAGACGAACUUUAGGAGAACUGUAAAUGAGGGUAUUUCUAAAAGCAUAAUUACCUUUGUAGCUAUUUUCUGGCUCCUGCCUUCUUUAAGUGUUUAAACACCCAUUUGCCAAAAGCAAAGCUGAACAUCAGGCUUGCAAAUUCUUUGUGGAAUUCAUUAUUUCAAUGAAACAAAGAAACAUAAUAGUUUUAUGUCAUAACCCAUAAUAUCAUCAUACACCUUAGCCAUCUAGCAUCUGAAUGCCACUGAGGCCCUUGUCCAUGCACUUAUUUCAUUGAUCUUUAUGGCUAAUCUUCCCAAAUACGUGCUAUUCAUCUAUGAACUUUCUCCCUCAGCAAAACUGCAUUUAGAAAUGUUUAAAAAUUAGUAGAUGCAAACUAUCGUUUCAGAGUUUGUAUUCUGAAACUGUAUUAGUUCCACAUUGUGAAAUAAAUAGCACAGGUCUUUGUUUUCAAAUGAAAUAUAUUACUCUUCUGUUAUCACAAAAUUGUCUGAAGUAUACUAUGCUUAACCACCCACUGCCAUUGAGUUGAUUCCAACUCAUAGUUACUCUAGGGCAGAGAACUGCCCCAUAGGGUUUCCAAGGCUGAAAUCUUUAUGGUAGCAGACUGCCACAUCUUUCUCCCAUGGAUGCUAUGCUUAAACUGCCCUCUAAAUUCAGCAUAUUCCCUGUACUAUGAGCCUGUCCAUUGAGACUUAAGUAUUUCUUGUUUUGCCUCUGAUGCAGUAAAAAAACAAAGAAUAUGGUAUGGUAAGUUUAUUGUACAUGUUUAGGGAGAGGGGUUACAUAUCUGACUCUUGUCCUUACUAUUAAUUACUUCAUAAAUGUGGCAUGUUACAGUGUAGAUAUGGCCACUGCAAAGGUGGUAUAUGUAUAUAUAUUUAAAUGGGUAAAGCCUGUUUCACCUAUGCAAUUGUUCUAAACACAAAUUCAAUAAAAUUUAAUAUUGAAUAUCUAACCAAUUCAGUAGCUCCCCCCACCCCUUUUUGUGAAACUAGUUUCAAGAUCUAAGGUUGAUCUUGUUAGAGUCUAUAAAGGAUUUAUUUUCCUAAAGCAGUUUGCAGUUUGAUCUUCUUGCAUUAUUAUUACUGGUUUCAUUAACUAUUCCUCACCACCCUGUUUAAAAUUUCAGUACCUCAUCCCCACCCCAGUACUCCUUAUUACCCUUACCUGCUUCAUUUCUCUGACCAUUACCCUCUGAGACCUAUUUUAUUUUUCAUUUGUUCAUUUUCUGUUUGCCCAUCCUAAAAUAUAGGUUCCAUGAAGACAGAUUUUUGUCCCUUUUUUUCACUGCUGUAUCCUCACUGCCUAGAAUAGUACUGGUACUUAUUAAUAAACCCUCAAAUAUUUGUUGAAUGAAUAAGGAAACAAAGAAGGAAAAAUAAUUCCCUCUGAAAAAUAGUCUCCAAGGAUAAUUAAUGGAUGCUUCACAUCUGGCAGUUUGAUACACUAUGCAUAUAUACUUCUAUUAAUUUAUAGCACACUAAACAUUCCAAGUAUUGGAAAAUAAGAGUAAACAUCCUUGCUGUAUGGGAGAAAAGAUAAAGCAUGUGACAAUUAAAUAAAACUAUCCCACAUUGCAACUCAAGGCUUGAAUUUUUUUCUUCACUUAUUUCAGCUUGAGAAAUGCCAAGCAUGUUCUUCCCUUUUGGUUUUCUAAC
Molecule: messenger RNA, 3220 nt
Organism: Trichechus manatus latirostris (Florida manatee)
Lineage: Eukaryota; Metazoa; Chordata; Mammalia; Sirenia; Trichechidae
Gene: AMN1
Product: antagonist of mitotic exit network 1 homolog
Exons: 7
Coding region: 393-1169 (258 amino acids)
Biological process (GO): SCF-dependent proteasomal ubiquitin-dependent protein catabolic process
Cellular component (GO): cytoplasm; SCF ubiquitin ligase complex
Molecular function (GO): protein binding
Source: RefSeq, a predicted model, not a curated record